Messenger RNA from Plodia interpunctella (Indianmeal moth), 1299 nucleotides. RefSeq lists its product as uncharacterized. Gene Ontology annotation, molecular function: DNA-binding transcription factor activity, RNA polymerase II-specific; RNA polymerase II cis-regulatory region sequence-specific DNA binding. The record is from RefSeq and is a predicted model, not a curated record. The transcript is spliced from 5 exons. Gene Ontology annotation, cellular component: nucleus. Lineage: Eukaryota; Metazoa; Arthropoda; Insecta; Lepidoptera; Pyralidae. Bases 232 to 1041 code for a protein of 269 amino acids. Gene Ontology annotation, biological process: central nervous system development; neuron differentiation; brain development.
UCGGCUAUGUCAUUUUUCUCGCGCAUAACCGAUUGCCCGACGCGGCUUGCCGUUAUUUCUAUAUCAAAAUUGCAACUUUUAAUUAAGUGUCUGUGUUGUCAAUUCGUUUAAAAUAACACAAUCAAUAUAACUUAAAUAAUGUGCUUAGAUAUCUUAUUAAAUGACCACAUAGGCAGUGACAUUUAAAAUGAAAAUUUCGAGGACAAUCAGUUAUAAAGCCAAUUAAAUCUGAUGAUGAUGGAUCACAGAGAAGGCGCAAUUUGCCAGGCAAACAUUACCGAUUUGUUAGCGGGCUCGUACAGCCAGGAUGUGUCAGUGUCCGUGAAGGCCGACGGCGAAGAAAAGUACAAUUGCGACGGGCGAGUUGAAUUCGCCGACAAUGUCUACACUUUCGGCGACAACAGCGGGUUCACCGACAGGUCGUCGUCACCCUCGCUGGACAACGGCGAAUCGAGCCAAUUCGGUGUGGAUUUAGCCGGGAAAUCGACGAAUUUGACGGGGAAAUCUUUUACAAUCGCCGCCAUUUUGGGCUUGGCGAAUGCUGAAGAAGAUGUGAUGAACCUCAGCGUGCAGGAGAGGCUACAGAGCCAGCGGCAGCUUAGGAAUUAUUUGUACGCUGGCCAUGAGAUGCAGAGGCUUAAUGACGGUUUCUGCAGACAUUUAGUUGGUGUACCCACUGCCAUAAGACAAGACAACGUUCGCUCCGAGUUGAGGCCGCAGACGACAGCUAUGAAAGGCACCAGAUUGCAUCACUCCACAUCAUGUAGUAAAAAAAAUAGCUCAGGUACAAGUAAGAGAAUAAGAACGAUCUUCACUCCUGAACAGCUGGAGAGGCUCGAGGCAGAGUUUGAGCGGCAGCAGUACAUGGUGGGGCCAGAGCGUCUUUACUUGGCGCAUGCGCUCCAGCUUACUGAGGCACAGGUAAAAGUGUGGUUCCAAAACCGGCGCAUCAAAUGGCGGAAGCAUCACCAAGAAGUGACUCAGAAGCGCCUCGCAGUGCUGCAACGACAUCGGCCGGAGCGGGAAGACGAUAUUAUGUGAACAUUACAUCGAUUCUAUUCACCUUGGAAUAUGGAAUCAAUGAAACAUAUGCCAGCUGAAAACCAGCGUGGUGGCUACCAGUCAUUGCACAAAGCUGAGCUGGGAUCCUUUUCAGCAUAGAUCUUAUUAGUUAAUAAGCAAAAUGUAAAAAUUGUAAUUUUUUUUCGACAAAUAAAGUAUCUACCUAUUUUUUCUUUCCUUUCAAGUAACACACGCUUUGCACGUUAUGUUAUGCCGGCAUAAUGUUAUGAACUGUUU